CAGCCGUAUUCAGAGAUUAAUCGUGACAUAUUCAGCCUUGCCUGACAAAGUUGUGGUUAAUUCUGAGUGCAUUUGGCAGCAGUUCUUUUAACACGAGCAGUGCUGCAGUCUGUGCUGUAGCUGCUGCUUCCAGAGAUUCCUGUUGUUUGGUUUGUUUUUUUUUAAACUAUGCUAGCUUUUCCUUCAGUACAUCUGUAUUUCUUUUCUCCAUCAUUCUGAAUAUUAGGUCCAGUCACCCUCUUUACCAGACAGCUUCUUGCACUGCACUUGUCUUCCCCUAUAGAUUGAAGGCAAACAGGCAUUCCUCGAGUAAUGGCAGUGUAGUUUUUGACCUGUGACAACUCUUAGAGACUUUUUUUCAUUUUGCCUCAGUGGAAGCUUUUAUGUGGCACUCCUACAGUUCUCUCUCUAUAUGUAUCUUUUUUUUUCCCCCUUUGCUUUAUUAUUUGGCUUGGGUUUUGGUUGUAUAUGGUUUUUAUGUUAGCAUAGCCAAAAACACAGUUAGGUGGCAAAAAAAAGAAAUAAAAAUAUAGCAUAUGGACAGCACUAAAAUAUACUAACCUUUAUUUGUUACUAGCUGCUGAGAUUUUGUGGAAGAAACUGGCACAGAUGGUGGUUUGCCAACUUUUGCUCUUUUUUCCUUGAAGUUAGACCUGAGAAGUCCUUGCUAACCAGUGGAAGCUUCUCUUAAACUUAUUGGACACUUAAGCAUGCGAGGGGAAAAAACCUUACAGUUGUCCUGUUUGUACUGGGCAUAGAGAUACUGAUAUUUGAAGUUCAUGUAUCUGAACUUAAGUCCUUUAACCAGAAAACGGCUUUUUACUGUUUUGAUUUCCUGAAAAAUUGGUGUGGGUAAGGUAAAAACUGUAAAUAUUUUCAGUGUGGUUGGUACUGAAAGUGGGAGAUAAUCUCAGGAGCUGGCGAGACUCUUUGAAAGAUACUUGGUUUCUUACUCCUAAGCAUGAAGUAGGUGCAUCAGCUGCCCUAAUCAGGUGGCUUUUUGCUAGUAAAGAGUACCCUUUCUCUUCUCUGUACCUUUUUUCUUAAGUAUGUUGAAGAUUAAUCUAUUUAAGUGCUAUGCCUAGUGUGGCAUUAUAAAAGAACACUGGCAAUCUCUAAGCUGAAGUUCAGCAGCCUAAUAGCUUAAACUAGGACACCUCUGUAAGUACUUAUUAGGGUGUACCCUGUUUCAGUAUUUUUUUCCCAGCAGGUGAUGUCUAAACUGUGACCCUGAAAUAUACCUCUGUGCUGGAAAUAACACUUGAUCUUAUUUAUUUUUUCAGUGUACGUAGACCUUGAUGUGAUUUGCUUGACUGUUUUCUUUUAAUGUGCUCACAUCUGGGCAUCUGAAACUGAUUAAAGGCAGCACACAUCAACAGAAUUAAUCCAUUUUUAAGCAAGCAAGCAUUUGAUCCAAGAGAUGUUGCUCUGAGAGUCAGUGAACUCUAGUUUGGCAGAACUGCAUGAAUCCUGCAGCUAGGAAUGCUCAGCUGAACAUACUGAACUUUGAGUCCCCAGAAAAGCAUGCCAGGAACAGGUUUGGCCAAAGGUGACCUUUGAUACAACCAGUCAUUCUAGUGAAAGAGCCAUAAGAAAGAGAAGCCUGGAAGGACUAAAGCUGCAAGAACAGGAGCACGUUCGAAAAAAGGGGGAAAAAAAAGACAGGGGGUUGAAAGAAAAAGACGUGGUGUUGAAAAGAAGUUCAAGAGAGAAAAAAGAAAGCUAAGCUGGAGAGGAGAGAAGAGAGGCAGAUAGAUGGAGAUGAGAAACAUCCCCCAAAGCAGCGGAAGGUACCAGCUGAAGAGCAGCAGUGGCCAGAGAAUAUGCCUGAAUGGGAAGAAAGGAAAUCCCUGCUAGCUCAGAGAAGAGUGGAGUCUGUCAGACUGCUUACAGUGCUGUUAAACCAUGUGAAAGAUAUUGCGCAGUUGGCAAGUCAAAAAGUGGAUCCUUCAUUGGGCGUAAGGAAGGAUGAUUCCUUUUCUGAAACAGCAUUAAAAGACAUACAUCGGGAACUAACUAACUCCCAUUAUCAUACACACAAAGAGGUGAAAUAUAAGGAAGAGUUUAAGUGCCCAUUAACCCCAAAAGGUGGCAGCUUACAUAGUGAGGAAGGAGAUGUGAGUAACUUCCAUGCAUCUACUUGCCAUAUAGUCAGGACGAUUUGGAAUGAUCCCUCUACAGCCCCGAGUUCUGACCGCCCGCCCGGCAGAGACGUGUACAACUCCUUUGGCUGUGGACCUUUACUGAUUACAAUUACACAAGACUGCAGGGUCAUCGAAUCCCUCGAUGGAAGGGACAACCCAGCACUGAGUGUAGUUCCCACACAGACAGUGUCUGAUGAAGAUGGUUGCAAAAAGCAAAAGGUUUAUGAGACUGAUGAAUUCAUCCAUUAUUUACUGAACUACUAUCAGACACCAGGCUAUGCACGUGUCUGCUCAGAGCCAAAACCCACUGUGAACAAGUGCUGGUGGAAGAGGGUAGUGUCCGAUGGUGAUAGUGAUUUUGACAUCAGCUUGAGUAACAAAGAUGGUCAGCACUUCAUGGAAGUGAGUCCUGUACAAAACUUCAACAAGAGAAAUUGUAGUUGCGAUGAUAACUAUAGGCUGGUGAUCACUGCUGGGGAACUUCAGUCAACAGGCACAGUGUUAGAAAACAAGACCCAUGGGGGUAGGUUUGCAAAAAAGUUGCAAGUGCGGAGGAAUGACUCACUGACUGUCAAUAACUUACCACAUGCUGGACUGAAUCAUUCUUUGCAUUGCACUGCUGUUAGUCAUGAUAAAGAACUCAAACCAGAAGAUGGUAGCGAUGAAGGUACUGUACUAUACAAGAUACGUAGAUCUGCUUGCAGAUUAAAGGAUUUGUUGGAAGAGAUCAGUGAUUCUGAGUACUUCAGAGAGGCACAUAGCAGCUUAAUGAAGAGAACAGAAAGAAGGUGUGAAGAAAUUUACAGCAAUUGUAAUAAAGGGUGCUUGCCUGCCAAAGCUGGGGAAAGAAGAUUACUGGUUUGCCUUAAAAAUGUAACUCUGGAAGGUCAAGAGAAGGAAAGCAGCAAAUGUAGUUUCUGUUCUAAUUCUGUCCAUCAGGGCUUAGUAAGGCAGUGUGAACAUAAGCUUAAGAAGUCGUGCAAGAGGUCUAGUAGUAAAUUAAGACAUGAAGGACAGAAAAGUGAGAGACAGUCCAGGGAAGAGGAGAGAAAUGCUUCCAAAAUGAAGAAAAGGCAAAAAAAGCUUUCUUCUAAUCUUUUAUCUGAUGAAUGUGGCUUUUCAGAGACGGACACUUGCAUGCAGCUGGAGUCGCUCAGAAAGAUACAAACAAAAUGUAAGAAAAUGCUCCAUGACAAAGUGAAAUUCAAGACAUUUCAUGCUGCCAUGACAAUACCAGAUGUUGCCGCUCAUGAUGGCUCGCCACUUCAGGAGACUCUCCAGAGGACAGGAGAUGAGAGGAAAUUAAUGUUGAGAAGAGAGAUGGAUGCAGAUGUCAGAGGAUGCCCUCUGUUCCCUCUUGAGAUAAUUCAGACAAACCCCUGCUCAGAUACUUUCUGUGGAGCAGAGCCCAGAAGAGGAUGCUGAACAGCUACUAUAUAAUGGCUCUCAAGUUUCUAUAUAGAAGUGGGAGAAGAAAGCCCUUUGACCAUUAAAUGGUAUAUGAAAUACUGGGGUUUUUUUUGCUUAGGUAAUUCCUUUGGUUAGAAUAUCUAACUCGUGUAGUGAGCCACAAAACCAGAAUCUGUGUUUGCCUUCUGGAUAACAAACGACCAAAACUUUCCGCAGGGCCAGAUGAACUUUCAUGGACCAGUUGCUAAGAAUUCGAAAGGUUACAGAUUGAGAGCUCAAAGUGUUAUAUUGUGAUUAAAUGUAGGGAACCGUGUAAAUAUCAAAGUUGCAGUAUUUAGUAAUAAUGAGUCAUUGGAAAAAAACAUAGCUGUGUAAAUACCAGAGCAAGCAUAUGAAGUGCCUCCUCAAUCAGAUCGUUAAAAUGAUGGGGCUGGAAGGUGUGGGGGACGUUUAUACUUAAUUGUGUGAAGUAAUAGAUUUCCAAAUAUGGAAAAAAUCCCAUCUUCUGUAAAACCCACCCUGGAAAAAUGCUUUUUUUCUAUUUACAAUUGUAGAGGUGUUUCUGAAAACUUGCUGGUCUUUUGGAGGAUGGAUUUCACUGAACUUGUGCUGGAUGUAGUGCUUCCAGGAACCCAAAUGAUUGUCUAAGCAAAGCUCUGAAUGUUAGAUGGUGAAAGGGCAAUGUUUGUCAGCUUGCUGACAGUCCCCGUAUAGAUGCAGGUUGAAAACUUGUCCACAGGAUUUCAAAAUGUGCCCUUUUGAAGGCACAUGCAGUGAGAUAGCUAUUUAGUAUGAGUUUCCUUACAGACAUUUCCAGAAGAAUUGUCAAAUGUCAGAUUCGUGCUGCAUGUAGGCAAAAAUGUGAAAAUGCAGUCUAGGAGCUUGAGUUAUAUCCAUAUUUGUUCAGCUGCCUAUAUUUACAAGACAGCAACAAUUGCUUUUGGACAAAGUCCCUUAGCAGGAUACAGAGGACCAGUUCUAAGUUCGAUACACUGAUUAUUUCAGCUUUCAUUUUAGUAUGCUUUAUUUAUUACAUGUCAAUAUACUAAGUUAAUGUCAUGAUGUUGCCUUCAUUACAUAGAAUCUUACCCAUGUUUGUAACUUCUGGUCUAAUAAAUAGUAAUAAAAAAAAAUAGUAAUUGUUCGUGGUAGAUAGAUUCCCCCUCCCCCCCCAGUGUUCAAUACUGGUGAUUCCUACAGGCUUCUAAACCAGGUUUUAUCAGUCUUCUCUGUUCAUACGUUCAGAUGUUGAGUGCCUUUUCAGGAUCAUGAAUGACAAAUGGUUGCUACUCAAAGUACUCUUAGUCUAUUACUUUUAUCUAAAAAGAUGUUAUUUUCUUGACAUAAAUAUUUUCUGACUAUUUUGGAGAACUUUAUGCCCCUCAUAAGUCUCCUUUUUAGUAUUUUAUGGAGUUACAAUGAAGAUCAUCUAUUGUAUUUGUUGACCGUGUAAAAUGUUUCACUUGCACUGAUACAACAUACCAAGGGUGUUUGUUUUUUCUCUACGCAAUAUUUGCAGAUUAAGUAUGGCAAAACUUUCCCCUCUGCCAAUCCAUAGACAGUCCUGUGUCCCUAAGUACCCAUUUCCCAUGAGACAGGCUUUUCAAUUACAGAUGAGGAAGUAUUUCUUCUUGUUAAUCUGGGGGAGCAGGAACUAAAGAUUUCCUUUGGUGUAAAUGUCCAGUGUUUUAUGAACAUGUCACAAUAUUCAAUAACAAAUAAAUACCAGUUCUGUAAUA
This is a messenger RNA of Chroicocephalus ridibundus (black-headed gull), 5293 nucleotides long. Its product is annotated as A-kinase anchor protein 17B-like. Lineage: Eukaryota; Metazoa; Chordata; Aves; Charadriiformes; Laridae. The transcript has 5 exons. Gene Ontology annotation, cellular component: cytosol; nuclear speck. The coding region runs from base 1824 to 3569 and encodes 581 amino acids. The record is from RefSeq and is a predicted model, not a curated record. Gene Ontology annotation, biological process: regulation of RNA splicing. Gene Ontology annotation, molecular function: protein kinase A binding; RNA binding.